Rotaria socialis is the source of this 1092-nucleotide messenger RNA. The record is from the annotation of a GenBank genome assembly. Lineage: Eukaryota; Metazoa; Rotifera; Eurotatoria; Philodinida; Philodinidae.
AUGGACCGAGUCGUUACAAAAACAGUCGACGCUUUAACGCGAUUUGGCGAACGUAUCGAACGACGUUUAUCAACGGGUGAGGAUGAUGAUAAUAAUUUUGGUCUCGAACGAUCAGGAUCAGGCCAUAUGUUUUCAAGUUCGGGAUCAGAAUUUCGUCGACCAUCGGGUGAAAAUUAUAAUUAUUCAUCAAAAAAUCGGGAUUUGGCUUAUGGUCGCGCAGGAAAGAAUUCUAAGGAUAACUUAGCAGCUAUGCCUUCUCCUUAUAAUAAUUUUAAUAACUAUCGACAAAAUUCAAUGGCUAAUCAGUAUGUAGAUCAAAUGGACACAUCACCUUAUGGAACUGGAAUAGGUGGUCCUAUGAAUUACGGUUAUUCUGGUCAAUCUUCAGGUGUACCAUACGGUGCUGCUUCUGGUAAUGUCGGCUAUGCUCCAGAUUAUUAUAUUGCAGAACGACGACAAGUUGAAUUAGUACCUGCUCCACCACCACGAUAUAUUCGACAACCGGUACCUGUUCCUGUGCCUGUUGAUCGUCCUGUACCUCAACCAUAUCCUGUUCGUGUACCUGUCAGCGUACCUGUAGAUCGGCCAGUACCAUAUCCUGUACCGGUAGCGGUUCCUUCACCGCCAGUUCAAGUUCCGGUGCCUGUACCUACUCCGGUUCCAUGCUAUGUACCAGUUGCUGUUCCUGUCCCAUCACCUCCUCCUAGUCCUGUUAUGGUCGAAAAUUCAGUUACUUAUACGCAACGUUGGGUUGAUAGUUCGCCUGCAAUAAUGAACCAACAAAGUUAUCGAGCUGGUUCUCCAGUUAUGAUGAACCAACAAAGUUAUCGAGUUGGUUCUCCAGUUAUGAUGAACCAACAAAGUUAUCGAGCUGGUUCUCCAGUUAUGAUGAGCCAACAAAGUUAUCGAGCUGGUUCUCCAGUUAUGAUGAACCAACAAGAUUAUCGGGCUGGUUCUCCAGUUAUGAUGAAUCAGCAAAAUUACCGGGCUGGUUCUCCAUUUAUGAUGAAUCAGCAACGUUAUAUGGCUGGGUCACCUGCCAUGGGAAUGAAUCCAUGUGCAGCCUAUGGCAAUGGUUCUUUCAUUCGUUAA